AUGCAAGUCUACGAACACCCCGCAUCCUCCACCCUCCAAGCUGCUCUAAAAUCCACCCUUCCCCACAGCAUAAGCCUCUCCUACCGCACCAAACACCCGAACCGCACGAAAGAUGCUCACGUACUUGCUUCCUUCCCUCCCAACACCACCACCGAAAAUCUACCACGAUGCUGGGCCGCAGCUUACUUCGACCGGUCCAUGCGCCCCGAAACAGAACUCUGGAUCUUCACUACUGGAGAGAUUCCCGAGCACUAUACGUCACCAGAUCAGAAGAAGGGAGACCAAGAAUUCUGCCCGGAGUGUAGAAAAGCAGUGUUGUCGUUGAUAGACUAUAUGAGUCGUCUACCGAUUCCGCCUUUGCACCCGGAGAGCGAGCCUGCGCUCGAGCUGGCAAGGCAGCAUGAGCAAGAGUUUCCGCAACGAGGACCAGAUGCAAAAUAUCCACCAGGCCCGGGGCUGUACAUGCGACAUCUGCUCAUUCCGACUGUCGUCACGCUGGGUGCCUGCCACCAGCAAGUUGUCAAAGUGUUGGCGGAAGCGGGCAUACUGUGUAAAGAGUUCCCAGGGCCUGAAGCGGAAUUGAAUAAAUUCUGGUUCAAAGUAUCUGAUUUACCACGUACGAAAGACUUGCCCGAGGAACUGCGCUGGGGCGAGAUGCGCGAAACGGAUAUGGCAAUUGUGCAGACACGCACGUCCAUACCGCGGACAACGCGAACAUUGAUGAGUCUGAAAAGUGUGGGUGUUUUUGAAAGAUCUACGGAUAGACCCGUGGCAUGGACAUUUCUAGGAUUGGACGGGUCACUGACAACGCUGCACACGGAGCCUGAGUGGAGAGGGAAGGGUAUUGCCAAAGCAGUGGCCGUGAAGAUUUUCAUGGAGCAUGCGCCUGGGCUUGCUGUUGACGAGGUAGGGGAUGCUUGGGCACACGCGGACGUUUAUCUGGGGAAUGUGCAGAGUGAGAGCGUGUGUAGGAGUUUGGGCGGAAAACCUUCGGUGAAGAUAUUAUGGGUCAGGAUAGACAUCGGAAAGGGGACUGGCUCAAGAGCAUAA
Molecule: messenger RNA, 1050 nt
Organism: Didymosphaeria variabile
Lineage: Eukaryota; Fungi; Ascomycota; Dothideomycetes; Pleosporales; Didymosphaeriaceae
Exons: 1
Coding region: 1-1050 (349 amino acids)
Source: RefSeq, a predicted model, not a curated record